Messenger RNA from Galleria mellonella (greater wax moth), 2125 nucleotides. RefSeq names its product carboxypeptidase B-like. The record is from RefSeq and is a predicted model, not a curated record. The transcript is spliced from 6 exons. NCBI's taxonomy places the organism in Eukaryota, Metazoa, Arthropoda, Insecta, Lepidoptera, Pyralidae. Gene Ontology annotation, molecular function: metallocarboxypeptidase activity; zinc ion binding. The coding region runs from base 28 to 1020 and encodes 330 amino acids. Gene Ontology annotation, biological process: proteolysis.
AAAGUAGUAAGACACUGUUAUACAAAAAUGUUAGAUGAUUUAAAACAUCACGAGGAACAGAAUUGUAUUAAGGACGUUGCUAUUGGCGCCAGUACGGUAGCAAUAUUUCUAACAGCUUUGACGCAGUAUUGUGGGGACAUAAUAAAAUACAAUAUCAACGAACAAACAGCGUACACGUUCGAAGGACGAUAUCUUUAUGAGGUGGUUAUAAAUGGCACACACGAAGAAACCACAAUUGAUUCAAGGCCAAUAAUAAUGAUAGACGCUGGCCGACAAGGUGGAACUGAACCAGUGACCCUAGCGCUAUUCCUUAUUGAACAGCUUGUAGCAUGUGAGGAAAAUGACGAGAUGAUAGAGAAAGUUCAAUGGAUCAUUUUACCUAGCGCGAAUCCUGAUGGCCAGGAGUUUAAUAGAGUUGACACAUGGAGAAAAAAUCGUAGAGUAUCAGAUAAUGUGCUCGGUAUUGGCGUAGAUAUAUCAAGAAACUUCGAAAGCCAGUGGGGAUCAUGCCCUAAAAUAGAAAGUGGAUUUUCACCCAUCUACCCAGGUGUUGGACCAGUGUCAGAAAAUGAAACACUAUUCAUUAAAAAUCUCCUCCUAAAAUACAAGAAAGAUAUAAAAGUCUAUCUAUCGAUCAGACGCGACGGUCAUGCAAUCUUGUAUCCAUAUGGCUACACAAAAAAUCACCCUGCAAAUAGCGAUAGAUUAAUAAAAGUAGCCGCAAACGUUGCCGCAAAAGUGAAUCAGAGAGCGGGCGGUCUUAGUUUGUUUCUCAAUCAUAGUAUCUAUGAGUCUGAAGAAAAGGAACGUUGCGGACAUAGUGUUGACUAUGCUUAUGAUCUCGGCAUUCCUUUGGCUUAUGAAAUGCGUGUGUUUCUUGGAUCCAAUAAUCUUAUAAUGUCCAAGUUCCACACAUUGCCGCGGGGCUACGAGGCCUCACUCCGAAACGGGUACUACAGUGGUAUAAGGGAACUUUACAACAUUAUUAUAAAAGAGAAGCAAUAUGGCAGAGUGUACUAGUAAAUUUAACUUUACACAAUAUUACACGUAUCAUUUACGAUUUAGGUAUACCAAAAGUAAAUAGGUAGAAGAGGCACGAGAUCACGAUCCAGGAAACACUAUUCAGAGUUGGAUUAUAUGAUUUUGAUCGAGCAUAAAAAUCUUCAACUGGGUCAAAAUUAUGUACCGAGGCCGGCGGCAUCUAUUACGAUACAAUAUUUAUUUAGUACAUAAUGGUAUAUCUACGUUGGAGGAGUCACUUUUCCACUUUUCGGUAGGAUGUCGGUCAUGCGCGGUGGUAGUGGUAGAGCGCGCUUGCGCUAGGGGUGGGGCCCGUGGCCGUUCAGCCCGCUGCCACUCUGUAGUCGGCCGCAGCGGCGGCGCCGCGCCUGGCUUCUGCUGCUCCUUGCCUCUGUACUCCUAGUAGCACUCUCGAUAACUCAGCCGCCGCUCGCGCUAUUAAAUUCGAAACAUUUUUAUUCCUUCGUUUCUUCUUUUCAAUUACGCUUUUGAUUUCUAGUUGACGAUUUAUUUGUAGAGUGAGUUUAUAUUUUUGAGUUGUUUUUGAUAAAUAACAUCGAUGAAGAGAAACUGCAAAUAAAAAUUUCGUUUGAUUUUCAUAAUUAAUUUUGUGUAUUUAAAAAAAAUAACGCCGACGCUGUCGCAGCCGAAGUUCGGGGUUGGAGAACGAGGUUCUAAGAAGGGUGAUACAAAGGGCGCAAGCAACAUCAAAGAGAGCGGCGCGGAUCAAAGAGCCGCCCACAGAUAACAGAGAGAGAGAGGAUAAAACCUUCAUCGUUUGAUAUCCGAUUGUCGGUGAGAGAUCGCGCCUCCGUACAAAUGCCGUAUGAAAAGGUGUUACAGAUGUAUGGUUUAAAUCUACCGGUGUCCCGAGGCCGCGCAUGUCUGGCCGGAUUACCCGGCUCGUCCGGAUGUGCGGAGCGAUCGUGACUCCGCACCCGGCACAGCGAUUAGUCCCACUGCCCUUCUUGUUGGCGAAUUCCGCACGGGUCAUGCCCGGAUAAACGAUGGAAAUAGAUAAGUAGAAACAAAUAUUGAUUUGAGUGACAAUAUAUAUUUUUCUUUUACUUUGUUAAAAUGAUGUAUCUAUCUACCUAUUUUUCUU